This is a messenger RNA of Gadus morhua (Atlantic cod), 803 nucleotides long. RefSeq names its product complement C1q-like protein 2. The record is from RefSeq and is a predicted model, not a curated record. NCBI's taxonomy places the organism in Eukaryota, Metazoa, Chordata, Actinopteri, Gadiformes, Gadidae. Bases 16 to 705 code for a protein of 229 amino acids. The transcript has 4 exons. Gene Ontology annotation, molecular function: protein binding.
UUGCAAACGUUGGCAAUGGCUACAACCCUGCAACAGGUCUAUAAAAGUAGAGGGGAGAGGAGCAGAGGAGCAGAGAGAACACAGAACAGAAGCAUGAGCAUGAAAAGGCUUUCAGUGCUGCUUCUGGCCAUGUGCUCGGGCCUUUUGGAGGCACAGGUUUCCUUUAAAGAUAAUGGAACCAAUCGUCUAACAUCAAUGUCAAAGGAGGAGAGACUGGCAGCCCUGGAGAGAAGGUUGGAAUCCAGUGAGAAGGAGGUGUCGCAUCUCAAGAGACUGAUUGGAGCCCCGCCUGCAAUAGCUUUUUCUGUUGCCCUGAUGGAUGAGGCUACUACACCCGGAGACUACGGGCCUUUUGCCUACCGUACGAUACUGCCAUACAGGAAGGUCUUUGCAAACGUUGGCAAUGGCUACAACCCUGCAACAGGCACAUUCACCGCCUCCGUCAGGGGGAUGUACUUCUUUCGCUUCACCAUGUUCACCAGCGCCACCCCUAACUCUGCAGCAUGCAUCUGGAAGAACAAUGUGUUUGUGGUGUGUCUGUGGGACGUCAAGGGGUACAUUGGGGCAGACACGGGCAGCAACGCAGUGGUCUUACCGAUGGGGGUGGGAGACCGCGUUAGCGUAAUGCUUGAGCCGAACAUGACAGUAAAUGACGGUCAAACGCACCUAAACACUUUUAGCGGUUUCCUGCUUUUUCCCAUGUGAAUCAAAUUGUUGACUGGCUUUUGUUAAUCUGUAAAAACAUUUCAUGAAAAAAAAAAUUGCAAUAAUCCGAACGACAUAAUAAAUCUAUAAAAAGUCUU